UGGUGUCACUGGGUGAGGAUGGGUGCGGCCUUCAGAAGGUUCUGCACUCGAUUCUGCUGUUGCUGCUGCAUCAGUGAUGAGGACGAAGAAGAAAAGAGGCCGAUAUUCAGUAAUGAGACAUUGGAGUAUUUUGACCGUGAGGCAAAAAAGAGACGAGAUCAGGAGACGAACCUGUGGAGUGAACCUGGAGAUCCAUCACACUCAGAGAGAGACGAUGACCGAGCACUUUAUAACCUCCUGCAGAGCCGAGCUAAAACACGCAGGGGCUCACAGGGAUACAGGAGGCUGAGUGUGGAUAUCGAGGCAAUGAGAGAAGUGAGGAGGGAAGUGAGAGACAAGUGGAAGAUCAUCCUGGAGAAUCUAGGCUUUAUGCAGGAGGCGGAGUCUCUGCUGACAGUCAAUGCGAAUGCAUCAUAUGACCGAAUGAGGAAUGCAGUGACGGCCAGGAGCCUGUUACAGACACUUUACUCGGAGACGUCCAUCUUUAACAGCAAGGAGGCUCCACCUGAGAGAUACCUGUUCAUCCUGGACCGCUUGAUUUAUCUGGAUGCUGCAGAAGACUUUGUGGCAAAAGCUCGCCGUUUUUAUCCUCCUAGGGAUGAAGAUGACGAAGAGGAGGAUAAUACGAUAAACCUGCCCCUGCUGCUGUCACGCGUUAAUCAGCACCUGAAUGCAGGAGAGGAGGAUGAUGAUGGUGAUGGAGGAGACAGGAGUGGACAGGAUGAUUAACUGCACUGUACUCACUGCACACUCACCACAGCACACUGUGUGUUUAAAGGUUAGAAUGGAGCUCACAGCAGUUCACUGGGAGUUAAAGGCUGAGGAAUGUCAUUUAUAUACAGUAGUAUAAACACUUCUAAGGGAUUUGGGGUGAAGAGUCACAUUACAGGAUUAGGGCGAGGCUGAUUUUAAUGUUUAAGUUCAACUAGAUUUAGGACGUAGUGUAAGGUGAACGUGAGGGUUCAGUGAGUGUGAGGGUUUAUUCUGAGGGUUCAGUGAGGGUUUAUUCUGAGGGUUUAGGGAGUGUGAGGGUUUAUUCUGAGGGUUCAGGGAGUGUUUAUUCUGAGGGUUCAGUGAGUGUUUAUUCUGAGGGUUUAGUGAGUGUGAGGGUUUAUUCUGAGGGUUCAAUGAGUGUGAGGGUUUAUUCUGAGGGUUCAGUGAGUAUGAGGGUUUAUUCUGAGGGUUCAGUGAGUGUGAGGGUUUAGUAUCUGUGGUCCAGUUGUAAAGCUCAGAGCUGAUGAAUGACUGAUUGGAAUAUUUUUAAGGUGAAACAGCUUUAAAUUUCAACCUCAUGUAGUUCAACCACCUUUCACUUUUAUAAUAACAAACCAAAGUAAAUACAAAAUAUAAAUAAAGUGUGUUUGUGUGUGUAAACCAGUAAAUAAAAUAAUCUUAACCAAA
Neoarius graeffei (lesser salmon catfish) is the source of this 1401-nucleotide messenger RNA. It is a transcript of the gene mreg, whose product is annotated as melanoregulin. Gene Ontology annotation, cellular component: melanosome. Gene Ontology annotation, biological process: melanosome transport. Lineage: Eukaryota; Metazoa; Chordata; Actinopteri; Siluriformes; Ariidae. The coding region runs from base 19 to 729 and encodes 236 amino acids. The transcript has 5 exons. The record is from RefSeq and is a predicted model, not a curated record.